Messenger RNA from Mya arenaria, 2648 nucleotides. Its product is annotated as arylsulfatase J-like. NCBI's taxonomy places the organism in Eukaryota, Metazoa, Mollusca, Bivalvia, Myida, Myidae. The record is from RefSeq and is a predicted model, not a curated record. The coding region runs from base 307 to 1968 and encodes 553 amino acids. The transcript has 13 exons.
CUGAUGCCACAUUCGAACAGUGAAUGCAUUAUAAGCCAGGCUUAAAUACAGGGAAACGUAAUCUAAUUAUUUUAUUUUUCAGAUUACAUUCUUUCACAAUAAUAAAAGUUCACUUGAAAUUGUAGAUAACCAGCGCUCUCGAUUUUAAGUGCCGCUGCACAUGUUAAUGCUCAUGUUCUGUAAUUGUGUGGUAAUAUCGACCGGGUGUGACAACACAAGUAAAAGGAUACAUACAGCUUAUUUACCGUCAUAAAGCUGUCUUGGAAGAGUGCGUACAGGAGUUCUUACAGAAAAAAACAAGUGAACAUGUUUGAAUAUAGUCAUCUGCUGUUGUUGGCGUGCUUGGUGAUAAAGGUGUCGUCUGCUACGACGAAACCUAAUAUCAUCUUUAUUCUCGCAGACGAUCUAGGCUGGAAUGACGUAUCCUGGAACAACCCCGACGUCCAGAUGCCCACCCUGGACAAACUAGCCCGGAAGGGGGUCAUCUUCAAUUCCUCAUACACACAACCAACAUGCUCACCGUCCCGCGGGGCCAUUAUGACGGGCUACUACCCGUACCACCUAGGCAUGCAGAAAGGAAUCGUCCGCUACUACCAGCCCAAGCACCUACCGGAAGACAAGCCCACCAUUGCCGAGGCCCUAAGAAGCGAAGGGUACGCAACACACCUCGUCGGCAAGUGGCAUCUUGGUUUCUGCAACUGGAACCACACCCCAACAUACCGUGGUUUCGACUCUUUCUAUGGGUUCUACAGCGGCGCCCAGGACUACUACACCCAUAAACAUUAUGGCGGCUACGACUUCCGCUACAACACGAGCGUUCAUCACCCGACAAAGGGCCGGUACUCGACGACGCUGUUUGGCCGGCGGGCUGCGGAGAUCAUAGCGACACACGACAGAACCUCGAGUCCGCUCUUCCUCUUCUUGUCAUUUCAAGGCGUACACUCGCCACUCCAGGUUCCCAAAGAGUACUCACAGCAAUUUGAGCAUAUCAAGAACACUAAUAGAAAGAUAUAUACAGGGAUGCUGGCGGCCAUGGACGAGGCGGUGGAGCGGGUGCUCAACGCGUUACGGCAGUACAAGUACAUGGACAACACACUCAUUGUCUUCACAUCCGAUAACGGCGGGGCCUCGUACUUAGCAGGCUCCAACUGGCCGUUGCGGGGCACCAAGGCCACACUGUGGGAGGGCGGCACCCGCGUGCCAACGUUCGUCUACAGCAAGACGCUCUUUAAGAAAACCGGAUACGUCCACCCGGGUUUGUUUCAUGCCACGGACUGGUUUUCAACAUUUGUCAGAUUAGCGGGUGGAUCUACAAGCCCGUUCUUGGACGGGAAGGACCAGUGGUUGGCGAUCAGUCGCGGCUGGCACUCGCCCAGGAGGGAGUUCGUUUACAAUAUCGACGAAGUGAAAAAGUCCGCCGCCAUCAGGGUUGGCGACUACAAGUUGAUCGUUGGGAGUCCCGGAAGAUACAACAACUGGUAUCCGGCAAAAACCCGUCCUGCGUGUAACAGCAGGGAGGCGAAGCAGGGGUAUCGAUACGAGGACCGACAGCUCGUGCGUGACAACAUAGCUGAGAGGAACGCCUUCAACAAGACAAGUGGCUGGUGGUUUACGUCACCCGUCAAGUACUUCGGGUCGUUCGCGAGCAGCGCGGUGCGGGCGGCCACCGGAAAUAGCGUGCUUCAGAAAAUCGGCAACUGGUAUAACCGAUACCGCUGUGAUAGGUUUAUGGAGGCCCGGCAGAUGGAGGAGGCGAGUCUCGUGCCGCCAAAAGUGCAAUUGUACAAUAUAAAAAACGAUCCUCUAGAAAAACACGACAUAGCGGCACGGAAGCCUGUGUUACUGAAAAAAAUGAUGCGGAAGUUGAAGGAAUACAAGCGAACACUUGUUCCCUCGUAUAACCCGCCCGCCUCCAAGGCCGCUAACCCCAAGCACUAUGGGGGCGUCUGGUCUCCUGGGUGGUGCUGAACCCGGAGGUCGGGCGUGGGGAGAGGGGAGUGGGUAAACAUAUCCUGGUGACGCUGUGGUGAUACUGACGUGAGAUAGAUUGUUUAGUCUUGGCGGUUGUAUCGAAUGUGCUUACUGGUACUUGCAGAACAUAACGCAAUGGUGAGCCAUUAAAGAUGCAGAUAUAUACUUGACAACGCGAAGGCCACACUGGUUUUGAAAUGCACCAAGAGAUUAUAUGAUCUUUAACGACUUAUGUAACAUGUAUUCGUUCGUUAAGUGUUUUAAGUGUCAGACCAUAGAGAGACGAAAACUCCACUUAGUCCAUAAAAUAAAAUGAGGAAAUGGUAAGAGACAUUUCAACCUUUUAUCUCAACUUAGUGACUGAACAAAUCGUAGUUAUUGACGAUCGGUAAGUUAAGUUUUAUUUCGCUAUAAAAUUGAGGAAAUACGUUAUAAUUUAUGUUAUGCCGCUGGGUGAUUUUGUGACUUCACUAGUAUUAUGUUUUAUCAAUUUUAUCCAGUAAUUUUUACUGUUGGAGACACUUUUAUAUAAUGUAAACACUAAAAUACACAGUUUAGCAGCAUUUAAGAUAGUUUGUUAUUUAUUUUCUAUGUGUUUUAUUUUUCAAUUUACCAAGAAAUGAGUCAAAAUUGUUUACAUGCCAUUGUUUUUACAUGAAUAAAAUAUAGAUGUCGUC